AUGAACAUUUGGGCUGCUCUCCUUGCCUUUGCUUUUUGUGAAUUAAUCCGACAGAUGGAAGCAUCUCUUCUCAGCUGCAUUCCUAGAAAAACCAUAAACUAUCAAAAUGACAGCAAAGAAUUUGGAAAAUCAGGAUUCUCCAACUUUUCAACAUUCUUAGUGAAUAAAGAAACUGAAACCUUAUUUAUUGGCGCCAGGGAUGCUGUCUUUGCCGUUGACAUGAAUGACAUCACUAGAGAAGUGGACAGUGUUAUCAACAAUACAGAGAUGCAUCUAGAGGGAAAGGAAAAGGAGAGCAGAGGGGAAUGUCCAUUUGAUCCCACUCUCAAGUAUAGCUCCGUGUUUGUUGAUGGUGCACUUUACUCAGCUACCUACAACAACUUUUUGGGUACUGAGCCUAUUAUAUUUCGAGGAUUAGAAAAUCGCUUAAGGACAGAAUUCAAAACAUCUUGGUUGAAUGAGCCCAGAUUUAUUCAUAUGGAUUUCAUACAAGAGAGCAAGGAAAAUGCUGAUGGAGAUGAUGAUAAAAUUUAUGUAUUCUUCACUGAAACAGCUAUUGAAUUUGAAUUCUAUGAGAAACCUCUAGUUUCAAGAAUUGCUCGUGUCUGCAAAGGUGACCUCGGGGGAAAGCGACUGUUACAGAAGAGAUGGACGUCAUUUUUAAAAGCCACCCUCAUCUGUUCUCUUCCAGAGUCAGAUUUCUACUUUAACAUUGUUCAGGAUGUCUUUUUACUUAAGACAGGGAACUGGAGAGAAACUAUCUUUUAUGGGAUUUUUAUGCAGCAGUGGGGGAAGUUGGAUACCACUGCGGUUUGUGCUUACAGUAUGAAAACAGUUCAAGAUGUUUUCUCCAAGGGAAAAUACAAAGGACUUGUAACCCUGGAAAAUUCUUAUGUUAAGUGGGUGAUGUACAGAGGAGAAGUUCCUGUCCCUCGACCUGGUGCCUGCAUUGACAAUUUUGCUCGGAGCAUUGGAUAUAACACUUCUCUCGAUUUGCCUGAUAAAACCCUACAGUUUGUGAGAGAUCACCCAUUAUUGGACACUGCCCUUCAUCCAAUUGGGGGUAUACCUGUGUUACUGAAAAGAGGCUCAAUUUAUACUAGAAUUGUUGUAGACAGAAUAUUUGGUCUAGAUAAAAAAACCUAUGAUGUCUUAUUCCUAGUCACAGACCGUGGCUAUUUGCACAAAGCUCUCAACUGUGAUGGGGAUAUGUUCAUUGUGGAGGAGUUACAACUGUUCCAGACACCAGAAUCUGUACAAUCCCUCAAACUGUCUGCAGAAAAAGGUUUGUUGUAUUUAGCAUCAUCUAGUCGUGUGAUUCAAGUCCCUGUUGCUGUGUGUAGCCGAUACCAGCACUGCCUCGAUUGCCUCUUAGCUCGAGAUCCUUACUGUGCUUGGGCCCAGAACCGGAGCCAGUGUGUCUCUGUGGUGGACCACGCUAAUAACUCUGAGGUUUUAAUUCAGAAUAUUAGAAAUGGAGAUGUGUCAGAGUGUCCCAAAGUGGACAGGCCCAUCCAAAAUGUUAUUGUCAGAGCUGGGGACAGCAGCCAACUGAGAUGCUCCCCCCUGUCCAAUUUGGCCUCUACACUGUGGCUAUUCAAUGGCAGACAUCUUCAAGCAGAAGAAACAAAAUACCUCCUCUACCAUCAAGGACUGUUGGUGUUUAAUAUAACGAAGGCUGAUGCAGGACGCUAUGAUUGUCAGUCUGUGGAGAAAGUCAAUGGGAGAGAAUUAUUUGUCACUGUGGAAAGCUAUAUCCUCAGCCUUUUAUCAGAGAGUUUGGGGAAAUUAGUGCAAGGCAGCUCAGAGUGGCCCCAAGCAGAGACAGUUUCUCCACGCUUUAAAUCUGAUUCCAGCAAAUAUAGGGACCUUGCCCAUGGGGGAGCCCGGAAUGAGAAGAUCCUCUCCAAAAUAUUCAUCGUGUUGUUUGCCUUUCUUUUUUUCUCCUUACUCUUCUGGAAUUUUACCAAAGGCCUUGCAUGUCUGCAGUCUUGGUUCCAAGGAAAAACCAGAAAUACAAUAAAAAUAGAUAACUUGGGAGAGUCUCCCUUGGAAACUCAGGAAUCAAGUCCUCAAAAGCAGGUGAACAGCUUCUCCUCUCUGAUGCCACUUGUCAUCUCUUCUCCAGACAAUACCCCCAAGAAUUCUAGUGCCAGCACAGUAGGGCUGUGA
Messenger RNA from Gracilinanus agilis (Agile Gracile Mouse Opossum), 2172 nucleotides. RefSeq names its product semaphorin-4D-like. The transcript is spliced from 12 exons. Bases 1 to 2172 code for a protein of 723 amino acids. Gene Ontology annotation, biological process: axon guidance; negative regulation of axon extension involved in axon guidance; negative chemotaxis. NCBI's taxonomy places the organism in Eukaryota, Metazoa, Chordata, Mammalia, Didelphimorphia, Didelphidae. Gene Ontology annotation, molecular function: semaphorin receptor binding; chemorepellent activity. The record is from RefSeq and is a predicted model, not a curated record.